CAAAACUUCAGCUUGUCACUCUUUCUUUAUUUGACCUGCCUGCCAUCGUCCGUUCGUCACUUGCCAUGCAUCGCUCUUCAUCAUCGUCAUCAUCAUCCUGCGUCGUCGCCAGGGUCGGCCGUGGGGCGGCAGUGCUCGCGCUCGCAACCGCCUGCUUUGCGGUCUGCUCAGUCCAGGCGGUGGUCAACCCAAAGCUGCUCGUCGCCUUCUACCCGGGCUCCACGGACUGCUCGACGCUCGGCGCCAACGACACGACGCCCAUGAUUGUCACGUCCAGCACGUGCUACCCGGGCGCCACCGAGUCGGACUACUGGACGCUCAUCGCCGCGCUCGACUCUGGCACGGGCACGUAUCGCCAGUUCCAGUUGCUCGCGGGCUGCCCGAGCGGCUGCAACGCCGGCGACUGCACCACCAAUAUCAGCGGCGCUGAAUUCAGCGAGUAUUGCUCAAGCACCAACUUUGCCUCGGCCGACACGGCGAGCGUCAAGGUCUAUGUCGUCCCGCCGCCCACCGCGUCCGCCCCGACCCGCCAGAUCCAGUUCUUCAGCGACUCGCACUGCGAAGACCCCACGACCUUUGUCAACAUCCAGUCCAACCAGCUCUUCACCUGCGUGGCUGCGUCGGGCAAACGCUAUGGCCUCACGAAUGUCGAGAUUGUCGACGACGACGCCCAAAUUGCCCUGAUGAUGGGCUGCAACUCCAACUGCUCGUCGUGCGAGACCAACUACAUUGGCCAGUUCAACCAUUGCCACACUGUCAACAGCCUGCAUUUUGUGGUCACGAACGCCGCCGGUCUUCUCCAAGUCCCCACUCUGUUUGCCUUGCUGGCGACUUCGAUGCUUGGUCUUUUCGUCUCCAAGAUGUUCUAAGGCGUUGCUUGCGCUUGCACUGUGGUUUUUAUUUUUGUGUACAAAGCCCCUCUUCAUUACACCCAUUUCUGUGA
Messenger RNA from Capsaspora owczarzaki ATCC 30864, 943 nucleotides. RefSeq lists its product as hypothetical. Bases 66 to 869 code for a protein of 267 amino acids. The record is from RefSeq and is a predicted model, not a curated record. The transcript has 2 exons. NCBI's taxonomy places the organism in Eukaryota, Filasterea, Ministeriida, Capsasporidae.